This is a messenger RNA of Durotheca rogersii, 684 nucleotides long. RefSeq lists its product as uncharacterized. Bases 132 to 476 code for a protein of 114 amino acids. Lineage: Eukaryota; Fungi; Ascomycota; Sordariomycetes; Xylariales; Xylariaceae. The transcript has 2 exons. The record is from RefSeq and is a predicted model, not a curated record.
AUCUUACCUAACUGCUCUUUUUUCUCCUUUUCUCCUUCCUCGACACGCAACUUGUCACGCCUCUCUUUUUUUUCUUCCCCUCUCUCCCAAUCCGAACUCGUCGCCUCCAGAUUACCACCACUACUUUAAUCAUGAGCGGAAGUGGCGGUUUCUAUAAGUACCGGUGCAAGUACUUUUACACCCACAACUGUCCCAAUUGGGUCUACGUCAACAACUCUCCCUGCGCAAGCUGCUGUGCCGAAGGACGAGAUGUCGAUGGAGCGGUUGUCGAGAUGCCCACUUGGAGAUACUCGCACGAUAUCUGCGUGCCCCGGGUUGAAGACGGCAUUAUGCACUACACCCUGAUGGAAAUUGUCAACAUUGACGAAUCGGGAAGCCAAUGGAUGCUGAGGUACAAAGUCGGCCAUACCCAGAUUCCCGCCGUCAUGACAACCAGCGCCACUCCAGGCGUACCAGUCCCGGCACCUAGUUACUAGCUCCCGUGAAGAUAAUUAUGGAUGAGCCAAUCACGGCGAGCGAAACGACAUCGAACGUCACGACGAGAUGGAAGGAACCGUUAAGCCGCUGGACCAUUGGUUAGAGUCAUGGCUGGGAUGAUGGGAUGAUGGCUCAUAGGCAUAGUCAUUGGAGAGGUAUCCAAGACAACAGGGAUGUGGGGCGCAGCCACCAAGCAAGUAGGGAGGA